Messenger RNA from Rhododendron vialii, 1280 nucleotides. RefSeq lists its product as uncharacterized. Bases 135 to 956 code for a protein of 273 amino acids. The record is from RefSeq and is a predicted model, not a curated record. The transcript has 11 exons. NCBI's taxonomy places the organism in Eukaryota, Viridiplantae, Streptophyta, Magnoliopsida, Ericales, Ericaceae.
AUAGGAAUUCCAGGAUGACUUAUCCCACCUUAUUCUUUUCCUCGCGAGUCAAACACGGUAGGGAUUCUCGGUAACUAUGCCGGUAUCUUGGCUUUCUCGGUGAUCUUGCAAAAUCGAAUCAAGAAGAGAGAGAGAUGGACAGGACGAGAGCGACGCUGUUGUACAUGCUCCUCUGUAUAGCGCUUUUUGGACGGGGGACAAUUACACUGGGAAAUCAGGACACAGAAGGAUAUGCAGCUAAAAGAACACAGAAGCAAGAAGAACAGCAUACUCAUGAAGUACAUUGCUCCAGAGAAAGAAGUAGAGCAGCUUGGAAAAUUAUUGAGGAGUAUCUGAUGCCCUUUGUGGAACGAGAGAAGUAUGAGAUUUCAAGAAACUGUAGACUCCAUCCUGAAAAUGACUUCUUUAGAGAUCAGGAGCAGCACAAGAUCCCUGUGGACAUAAAUGAAUGGCGCUGCGGAUACUGUAAGAAAAUCUUCCAAGCAGAGAAAUUUCUCGAUCAGCAUUUUGACAGCAGACACUAUGAUCUCUUGAAUAGUCAUAGCAAGUGCUUAGCAGAUCUAUGUGGGGCGCUGCACUGUGACCUUGUGGUGGACUCAAAUUCAAAGUUAAGUAAAACCAAAUGUAAUACAGCAGCUGCUGCAAGGAAUCACCACUUAUGUGAGAGUCUUGCGAGUAGUUGUUUCCCCGUCAAUCAUAGUCCCUCCGCAAACCGUCUUCAUGAAUUGUUUUUGCGGCAAUUCUGUGAUGCUCACACUUGCUCAGGAGGACGAAAACCCUUUUCCAGAGGCAGGAGGAAGCAAACAAGCAUUCUCUACUUGGCUAUUUCAAUCCUGACCCUGAUGUUGCUCCCUAUCUUCUACGUCAUUGUCUAUUUGUACCAGAGAGAAAAUAGAAAAGGUACCCAAGUACUGAAGCGCAUCUCACAACUGGGACAAAAAGCAAAGCCCUCUUAGCUGGCCAAGCUCUUGGAUUGUCCAUCAGUAAGAAGACAUGGGUUCUGAUAGAAAUUUUUGAUUGAAGGGAUUUGCCAAGUUGAAGGUCCUUGUAAUGCAUUCUCCUGUAUGUGUGUGUAUGCCGAUUGAUACCUCUCCAGCUAGAAGAUUACUACGGCAACUUGAUCGUCUUUUGCAAGGUCUGACUUCCCAGAUCUCAAGAUUAUGCUCUGUUAUAAAGAAGGAAAAAAACGAAAGUCAUAUGUACAUGUAUUUUGUGAUAAAUAUGCUUCACCAAUUCUUAUUAUCAAUAGUGAUGUGGCCCUCUGUGUGAUCCGAAAGCAA